Messenger RNA from Pocillopora meandrina, 3483 nucleotides. NCBI's taxonomy places the organism in Eukaryota, Metazoa, Cnidaria, Anthozoa, Scleractinia, Pocilloporidae. The record is from the annotation of a GenBank genome assembly.
AUGGGUUACCCCAUCAUCGCAUACCUUGUCUUUGUUGUUGUCACUUUACCCUGGGUUGAAGGCCAGUUUCCCAGAGUCUGCACUGACCGGAGCAGUCUGAGAGACAAGAAAUGUUGUCCUACCCCUAAAGGUUUCACCACACAAUGCGGUUCCGAUGGAGACAGAGGAAAGUGCCAGGAAUUGACCAUUCGUGACUGGACAAUCAAGUACAGCCAUUUCCAACCGUUCCAGAUGAAUGACGAAAGACACGACUGGCCCCGUGGUCUUUACCACAAAGUCUGCAAAUGCAACGCAAACUAUGCAGGUUACGAUUGCAGCAAAUGCGCCUUUGGUUACUACGGCAAGAACUGCACGCAGAAGAAAAAUUUGAUACGAAGAAAUUUUCUGAGCCUGACAGCCGAGGAAAAAGAUCGAUUCAUGAGGUAUGUCAACAUGUCCAAGCACUAUGUAAGUGACUUCGUGGUUACGUCUACUUCUUACGAGGAGAUAAACAAAACUGUUAUGGAGGGUGACGACCCAAAGGACUUCUUUUAUAACGUUACUAACUAUGACCUCUAUACGUGGAUGCAUUACUAUGCUGCACGUGACACCAUUUCACCUGAUGGUAAAAAGGAAUCUGAUAUCGACUUCGCACACGAUGGUCAGGGAUUUCCCUCAUGGCAUCGGUUGUACUUGUUGACAUGGGAGAGAAACUUGCAGGAAAUUGGAAACGAUGAAGAAUUUGCCCUUCCUUUCUGGGACUGGACUGGGAAUCCCACUCAAUGCGACCCCGCCAUUUGCUCUGAAGGGCUGCUUGGUGUAACGAACCAAAGUACUGGCAUCGUAAGGGGCAAAUACUUGGAUGACUGGUACGUGCUUUGCACCAACAAACAAACCAGUGAUUUAACAAAGCCGUGUUACCCUAACAUAACAAGAGCUGGAUUGAAACGGGACACAGAUGAUGAGAAGGAGAAGAGAAAGGAACAAGGAUUUACAAUGACAUUUCCAACAAAAACAGAUGUCAACUUCGCGCUCCGUUUUGAAACCUUUGACCUCCCACCCUUCAACAAAGAGUCUAGCUGCAAUUUUGAAAACAUCCUAGAGGGUUAUGCUAGCAGCGAAUCUGGUUUUCGCCUUCCUAACAUCCACGGCUUGCACAACCGGGUCCACAUAAAUGUUGGAGGAGAAAUGUUUGAAGUACCUGCUGCAACAAACGACCCGAUCUUUCUUCUUCAACACACGUUUGUGGAUCUUAUCUAUGAAAAAUGGUUGCGGAAGUUUAAUAAGGAUGCGGAUGUGCUAUCUGCUUACAAUGCACCCAUUGGUCACAACAGAGAUGACGUCAUUGUUCCGGUGUUUCCGGUGUACACUCACCAACAGAUGUUCAAGAAGUCUUUCGAGUUCGGUUAUGAUUACCAAGACGUCGAUGACAAAGGUGAGAAUUAAUUUUUUGCCUCCAUUAUAUUUUGGUUGACUUUCAUUUAACUAGUUAAUUAUAAGAGACAGAACUCCACUGCCUGCCCAAUCUUUUUUAGACAAUGUCCGUGUUUUGAAUUGGUUAAGUACAUUCGUAAAACCAGCCGGCAAAAUUGUCGUUUCACCGCGUGAGAUGGGGUGCACAUGCAUCUGUAGAUGGGGUCUACAGGUGCAGGAGGUGCAGGUACGCCCCCCCCCCCCUCCUUCCCUUUUCCCCCGUUAUUUGGGAAAAGUGAAUACUGUAUUUCCUCGAACAAACGCCCGAGCGCUCAUAAAAUCUCGACUAAAAGGGUGGGGUGGGGCGGGGGCGUAUAUUGGUACCGAGUAGGUGCUAAUUAAGUUAGCGCACUGAUAGGACAGAAAAAUCAAAAGAACAGGUAAAACACAUAAAGGAAUUCUACAAGCGCAUGAAGACGGAAAUAUCUGGAACGGAAGAGAAAGUCAUGAACUGAAGCUCAAAAAGUGUAGAUAAAGUGGCAAUACGCACUAUUUAAUAAAGUGAGGAGGGGGGACGGUUACUUUAAUUUAUGACCCAAGGGGUGAGUGCUUAUUCGAGGAAAUACGGUGCUUAUAAUCCUCUAAAAUUCCUUUAAUUCGUCAAUGUUUUCCACUUGCCCACAUAUUGGUAUUUUCAGUAUCACAAUAAACUGGAAGUUUCAGUUAUAUUAAAGAAGCAUUUCAUUUUUUUCUCUGGGCAAAGUUAUGGCAAAUUUUGUUUUUGCCUUUUAGUACGAUGGUGGAAACACGUCUUGGAGAGAGAACUCUGAGGAGUGUACUUACCCAUUCACUUAAUUCCAACUCCUCCGCUUUCCACCAUUCCUCGUCUCUCCUCUCAUAUCCUGUGUAAUUUGUCCACUAAAAAUCUUGCUCUCCAAAAUUCACAAAAAAGUAUCGUUGUUUAGGCAGGUCUCCUGAUGACGAGAAAGAAGAAGAAUCAAAGUCUUUGGGAGAUUGUCCAACUUCUCCAACUUGUCCAACUUGUCCACCUCCUGACUCUGCACCGCCUGGAAAGCUAAUGUGUUGGUGGCUGAUGUCAGUCAUGUUAGUAUGGCAGCUACUGUUGGCUGAUUGAAGACAGGGAGUGGAGAGAAUUAGCCUGCGUUAGACUCUUAGUAAGCAGAGAUGCGUGAAAUAGUGGGUGUGGGAAAACCGGGAAGCAAGCAACACAGCGGUCAAACGUCGGGUGUGCGCGAGGGGAUCAAUUCUGGCAGGCCGCGCGCCAUUUUCCCGCUCAAUGGAAAACUUAAGGAACAGCUCCUGUCUCGCAAAAUAAGCGAAAGAAAAUUGAAACGUGCAUCGUAAUCUGUAGAAGGAAAUAAAAGUAGGGUAAGAGAAAACUCGAUAAUUUUCGAACACAAAGCUUAUUCAAGUACUGUUAUUCCGUUGAUUCACCUUUCCGUUUUAAUUUUAACAAAAACAAAGACGGCUGCAACUCGUUUCUGACAGCACCCCACGUAGUAAUUACAUCCUGCGCACAUCUAGAGACGUUGGACCGCUGUGUUGAAGUAAGCGGAACGCGGCGCUUGCAGUUACUAGGGAGACGUCUGCAGAUUACGCCCUCUUGUCAGGAAGUUAUCGCGCGCGCCAUUUUUCGUGUAUUCGCUUUUUCGCUCGUCUUUGCUGAUUGAGAGGCUGGAACAGGCUAAGAGAGAAGAAGUGAGGAGGAAGGAAGAGAAGAGUAGAAGUGGUAGAGUCGUAGAAUAGAGCACAGUACGAUAAUGUACAGUAGUAUGAAGUACAGUGGACUUAAGUCUGGACAGAUUAGAAGGAAUAACUGAGUAUACCCAAUAUAAUAGAGAAGAGUUCAUUUUUAAGGGUGUAGCUGCGCUGAACUUAGUAAAGAAGUAUUAAGAACAUUACAGUAGCGAGUGAUUCGUAUGUCGAGUAAAGUAACCUUAAAAUAUAACCACACAAAAAAAGCAUCGAAGCCUUCAAGAAGACGAUGGUCUUCUUUUUUUAUAUAUGAAAAAGCACGUUUAUAAGCAGCACAUUUCGAUAUUUUGAGUCGACCGUUUUAUUAAAUACGGC